Molecule: messenger RNA, 882 nt
Organism: Penicillium angulare
Lineage: Eukaryota; Fungi; Ascomycota; Eurotiomycetes; Eurotiales; Aspergillaceae
Product: ribonuclease III
Exons: 1
Coding region: 1-882 (293 amino acids)
Biological process (GO): regulation of gene expression; rRNA processing; primary miRNA processing
Cellular component (GO): nucleus
Molecular function (GO): double-stranded RNA binding; ribonuclease III activity
Source: RefSeq, a predicted model, not a curated record
AUGGAGACCAAACCCGAUAUUGCGCAAGCAGUGUCAAAUUUGAGGGAUGCCCUUCGCAACUAUCGUGGAAAGUCAACCGUCAAUCGAAGCCUUUCUGAAGCUCUUGGUGAUUCAGGUUUCGAUCAUUCUAGAGAACCACAAGACAAGCAUUCUAGAACGCCUCUUUUACCACCAAUCGGCAAUGACCAGCUGGAGAAAUCUGUUUUCACGCAUCCUGCAUGUGGUCAAUCCCACAAUGCAACAUAUGAUCGGCUAGAAGUCCUAGGCGAUGCGUAUAUUGAGCUGAUGGCGACAAAGCUGGUGUGGGACAAAUUUCCUGGCAUUCCAGCCGGGAGGAUAUCUCAGAUCCGAGAAGGCCUAGUGAAGAACGAGACGCUAGCCAAAUUUGCUGAGACAUAUGGGUUUGAUCACAGAGCAAAAGUGCCAGCGAGUUACGCGGACCAGCCAAAACGAUUGACCAAGACCAAAGGGGAUAUUUUCGAAGCGUACGUUGCUGCGGUGAUACUAGGCGACUCUCAUGACGGCUAUCGGAUUGCGAAUCAAUGGCUGGUCGGACUAUGGUCACCAAUGCUAGAUAAGUUAGGGCAACAAAAAACGCAGUUACGGUCCAAGGAGGAAUUAGCAAAGAAGGUCAUGGGCAAAGGCGUCAAACUGGAAUAUAUUACCGAGCGUGACGUCGUUGAGGAAAGGGGCAGCGGAACGCAGACCUUCUUCAUCGGAGUCUACCUCACAGGCUGGGGCUGGGAAAAGGAGCAUCUUGGAUCGGGAUCUGGUUCCAGUAAAGCGGCCGCCGGUGAUGAAGCCGCACGGAAUGCCCUGAUAAAUACGUCCCUCAUCUCUAAGAUUAACGCCGUGAAAAAAUCAACAGAGCAGGGGAGGUAG